AAAGGUGUUGGGAAGGAUUAUGAUAGGGACCCCGAGUUUGGUGAGAUUCUUGGAAGCCUCAUCGUUGACCCAGAAAAAGCCAAGUCCAAAAUUGAUGAAAGGUUCAGAAAGAAAAGGAACAAUGUUUUGCAAUCAAAGACUGGCUCGCCUAUACCCAUGGCAGUGAAAUUCAACCAAUUUGAUUUUACAAACUCAUAUAUAUGGUUUGAGUUCUACAACUCCCCAUUGGAGAAGGAUGUCUCAUUGAUUUGUAACACUAUUCGGUCUUGGCAUAUUAUCGGACGCCUUGGUGCAUGUAACUCAAUGAAUAUGCAAUUGUCACAAGCACAUAUGGAAAAAAGACCAAGUUAUGAUGCAAUUCAAGGGGCAAAUGUGACUCCAACAACAUUUUAUAACAUAGGUGAUCUUGAGAUUCAAGAAAACUAUGCUCGCAUUUGGGUUGAUAUUGGGACAAGUGAACCGCUACUUUUGGAUGUACUCAUCAAUGCAUUGACACAAAUAAGUUCUGACUGUAUAGGAAUUAAGCAGGUAGUGUUUGGUGGAUCUGAAUUUGAAGACUGGAAGGACAGCUUGAAGGAGGACGUGGGCUACUACAAUAUCCACAAGAUUUAGGAGAAAUAAAAUUUGCAGAUUUCUAUUUUCUGGAUUGCUGCUCCUAACACCCGUCAUUGAAUCAGUGUUGUUCAGAGAGAAGAACCCCACUCGGACCAUGCAAAUCUCUUCAAGAACUCAAUUUUGCUUGCUUGAUCCACACUCACUGUGUGUGAUGGAUGGAUCUACUGUGAAAAACUAUCGCCAGAUCAGCUGUAAUGUAAUGCACUGAAUAAUAAAACCGCAUCUUUGUAUCAGCCUACAAAGUUUCACAAAGAAUUAAACAAUAAGUCGUGUAAGCAUUUGAUUUUUUGUCCUUUAAAAUUUCAAAAUAAGUUGUUAUUAGGCUACAUCUCUUUGUUUUAGUGGACAGGUCUAAAUGAUAAUUAAUCAAUCCGGAUGGUGUUUAAACCUUUAUGGGAUUGAGGGAUGUUUGGUUCUGAUUCUUAAAAUUGAUUAUGCUCCUUCAGGGAGCAGAAGUUGG
Cuscuta epithymum is the source of this 1075-nucleotide messenger RNA. The record is from the annotation of a GenBank genome assembly. Lineage: Eukaryota; Viridiplantae; Streptophyta; Magnoliopsida; Solanales; Convolvulaceae.